AUGGAGGAGGAUCAGGCCAACUGGCUGAGGGCGCAGCUGGCCCGGCGGCGGGGAUCGGAGGAGGAGGGUUCGGAGACAGGGGAGGCGGCAGCCGCGGGUUACCAGGAGUCCGGGACGGGGGCCGACCCGGCGGAAUGGGACCAGCGAGGCUUGUUGACAAUGGAGCCGACCGGCCAAGAGAGCCGGGGGGCGGCGGGCCCCGAGCGGGGACGGGAGAAGACAGGCUCCGAGGAGGGAGGCGAGGGGACCGGCCCCCAGGAGGCGGCGGAGCCGGGGCCGAGCGGCUCGGGCGGGCCGGGGGGCGGGGAGAUGGCGGCCCCCGAGGUCGAGAGGAGGAGGGAGGGGCGGGGAGAGGCGCGGGAGAGCGGGAGUGGAAAGGAGGCGGAGAAGCCGGGAGGCCGGCCGCCCCGCACGUUCCGGGAGAGGUACUGGGAGGGGUCCCGGGCGCGCUACCGGGAGAGGACGGAGAGGAAGUGGACGCCGGGCACCAAGUGGAAGUACCGGCUGGAGAGGAAGCCCCAGGGGCUGAGGAAGCCGAGUGCGGUGGACAACGGGGAGCGCGACGUCCUCCCGGAGGAGACAAAGGAGACCUUGGUGGGCUGGGUCCCGGACCAGGAACCCCGGCAGCCCACGAUCCGAUUCACUCUCUGCCCCCGAUCUCGCCGCCAGUCGCAGUGGUCCUCUCCCUGCCGCCCCUCGGGCAGUGUCAUCAACGAGCUGGCGAAGAUGGGAGACCCAGACGUCCUGGAAAUGGUGCAGGAGAAAGGGAGAACCACCAGUAGAGAACCAGACUAUGCUUCCCAUAUAAAUGAUGAGAGCCUGAGCAGCAGAGAGACCAGCUUCCUCAUCACUGAAGAAUCCGAGCCCGCAAAGCGAUUCAAUUUGUUCCUGCGGCGACGUGUCCUGUUUAAAAGAGAUGAACAAAGCAAAGAUUCUAUCUUCUUCCGAGAUGGGAUCAGGCAAAUUGAUUUCGUGCUUUCCUAUGUUGAUGACAUAAAGAAAGAAGCCGAGUUAAAGGCGGAAAGAAGAAAAAUAUUUGAGCAAAAUCUCAGAAAAACAGGCCUUGAGUUGGAAACUGAAGACAAAAGGAACUCUGAAGAUGGAAGAACUUAUUUUGUCAAGAUCCAUGCCCCAUGGGAGGUAUUAGUUACUUAUGCGGAAGUGCUGGGAGUCAAAAUGCCCAUUAAGGAGACUGAGAUUCCCCGAGAUGAGAAAAUGUCCCUGAGCUAUCUGGCUGGCCCUGUGAAGCUCCCAAGGAAUGUGAAGCAUCCUCGUCCUGAAUAUUUCACUGCCCAGUUCAGCAGAAAUCGGCAGGAACUCUUCCUCAUUGAAGACGAGUCAAGCUUCUUUCCAUCCUCAAUGAGAAACAGAAUUGUUUAUUAUAUUCUUUCACGGUGUCCUUUUGGCAUAGAAGACGGGAAGAAAAGAUUUGGGAUUGAAAGACUGCUCACUUCUCACACUUACUCCUCUGCCUAUCCACUCCAUGAUGGUCAAUAUUGGAAGCCAUCAGAACCUCCUAACCCUGUCAAUGAAAGGUAUAUACUUCGCCAGAAUUGGGCUCGAUUUUCCUAUUUUUACAAGGAGCAGCCUUUAGAUUUGAUUAGGAAUUAUUUCGGAGAAAAAUUUGGCAUCUAUUUUGUUUUUCUUGGAUUUUACACAGAAAUGCUGACCUUUGCCGCUGUAGUCGGCUUAGCUUGUUUUAUUUACGGCUUGUUAUCAAUGAGCGAUACAUCAAGCAGCACUGAAAUCUGUGACCCUCUGAUUGGAGGCCAGAUUAUCAUGUGCCCACUCUGUGACUUCGUGUGUGAUUACUGGAGACUAAAUACUACGUGUUUGGCCUCACAGGUUUCCCAUUUAUUUGAUAACGAGUCAACAGUGUUCUUUGCAAUAUUCAUGGGAAUUUGGGUCACAUUGUUUUUGGAGUUUUGGAAACAGCGACAAGCGCGACUAGAGUAUGAGUGGGACCUGGUGGACUUCGAAGAGGAGCAGCAGCAGCUUCAGCUGAGACCGGAAUUUGAAGCGAUGUGCACACACAGGAAAAUGAAUCCAGUGACUAAGGAGAUGGAACCCUACAUGCCUCUAUGUAGUCGUCUUCCAUGGUACUUUUUGUCAGGAGCCACGGUGACAUUAUGGAUGUCUCUCGUCAUCGCGUGUAUGGUAGCUGUGAUUGUAUACCGCCUGUCAGUCUUUGCCACGUUUGCCAGCUUCAUGGAAAGUGAAGCAUCCUUAAAGCAGGUCAAAAGUUUCCUCACUCCCCAGAUAACCACCUCACUCACUGGAUCGUGCUUGAACUUCAUUGUCAUCUUGAUCUUGAAUUUCUUUUAUGAAAAGAUAUCUGCCUGGAUUACAAAAAUGGAAAUUCCUCGAACUUACCAGGAGUAUGAGAGCAGUCUUACCUUGAAAAUGUUCCUGUUUCAGUUUGUAAAUUUUUACUCGUCCUGCUUCUACGUAGCUUUCUUUAAAGGGAAGUUCGUGGGCUAUCCCGGAAAGUACACAUAUUUAUUCAAUGUGUGGAGAAGUGAAGAGUGUGAUCCUGGAGGCUGUCUGAUAGAAUUAACAACCCAGUUGACCAUCAUAAUGACUGGGAAACAGAUCUUCGGAAACAUUAAAGAAGCCAUUUAUCCCUUGAUUCUGAAUUGGUGGAGACGCCGAAAAGCUCGGACCAACUCUGAAAAGCUUUACAGUCGAUGGGAGCAGGAUCACGACCUUGAGACUUUUGGGUCUCUUGGGCUAUUCUAUGAGUACUUAGAAACAGUUAUCCAGUUUGGAUUUGUGACAUUAUUUGUGGCCUCUUUUCCUUUGGCUCCUCUUCUUGCUCUCUUGAAUAAUAUCAUAGAGAUCCGAGUGGAUGCCUGGAAACUUACUACUCAGUACAGGAGACCUGUAGCUGCUAAAGCUCAUAGCAUAGGUGUUUGGCAAGACAUUCUUUAUGGAAUGGCUGUCCUUUCUGUGGCAACUAAUGCUUUUAUUGUAGCGUUUACGUCAGACAUCAUUCCUCGUUUAGUUUACUACUAUGCCUACUCAACAGAUGCCACUGAGCCCAUGAAAGGAUAUAUCAAUAACAGCCUGUCAACAUUCCUGAUCGCUGAUUUUCCAAACCACACUGUACCUUCAGAAAAACGAGACUUCACCACUUGCAGGUACAGAGAUUACAGAUUUCCUCCUGAUCAUGAUCAGAAAUAUUUUCAUAAUAUGCAGUACUGGCAUGUCCUUGCUGCCAAGAUGACCUUCAUCAUAGUUAUGGAACACAUUGUGUUUUUAGUUAAAUUUUUGUUGGCCUGGAUGAUCCCUGAUGUUCCAAAAGAUGUUCUGGAGAAAAUCAAGCGAGAAAAGUUAAUAACUAUCAAGAUUCUGCAUGACUUUGAGCUUAACAAAUUAAAAGAGAACUUGAGAACUAGUUCUGCUGAAUUUUCCAAGCGAGUCAUGAUCCAAGAAAACCAAGUAUAGCUGGGCAAGUCAACACUCUCAUCACCAUAUUGAGGAGCAGUUGGUGGCCUGUCUGGCUGGACAACUCUCCCCUGGUUUUAGGGCCAGAGGCCAGAAGCCAUGUGUCAGUUUUACCCCUUCUUCUUCUUCUUUUUUAACUCCAAAAGUUUUUGUAUACUUUUAUAGAGGCCAUCUUUAUGAGGUCGGAAGAAUACCACUUGUCUGCUGCAUUGGCAGGGCCCUCCCCAGAUACUGUUUUCUGGGCUUCUAUAAAUGAUUGUUAAAAGUGCACAUGGAAUCAGAAUACUGGAAAAUCAUGGGAUGUUGCAGCUUAGAAUUAAACACUGGACAUGGGCUGUCCCAUCGCCUCCAGAGCCUCUGCACAUUUUCAUGGUCUUCUGUUGGGUUGUUUUAUACCUCUUUCCCAUCAAGAAAAUGUUGGGACAAAAAGAAAAGAAGUCAAGAGGCCUACUGAUCCAUAUACAUCCUGCCAUUUUAGACUAUGCAAAUGAAAAACCAAAAUCACCUGACAUAAGGAAACUCACAUAUUAAAAAUAUUGGGUAGAUAUCAUGGCAGGGGUUUGUUCCUGAAAUCAUCCUGAAUAAGUUAAACUUCCAUCAAAAUCCCAGAUGGUCCUUCCCGAGUUGAGUUUUCAAGAGACAGAAUGUUUGGCUUCCAACUCAAGACUAACAACUCAGUUCUUAAAAGAUAACAUCUUGGUAACAGUAGUUUCAAAACUGGAUUGUCUUAUCUGGAAAACAGCAUUAAGAAGUGGUUAUAUUGCUUCAGGUCUUCAAGUAAAUGAAAGACAUUAUAGAGAAGUAAAUUUGUCUUCUUAGUGGUUAACAAAUGCAAGACAAUGUCUAGUGAUUAAUUUACUGACCUUCAUCUAAAAAAAUCGUUGAAUUAUUUUUAAAAAUCCUUUUUAUUCUGCAAUACCUAUUUGGCAUCAUGAAGCCUGUUUGAGCAUUAGUUAUUUGUAUAAGUUAGGUACAAGUUGUUUAUAAAAUUUGAUCUCUUUGUUUAAAGAAAUCUCAAAUCUUUUAAUGAAUUGACAAUCUUUUCUAUUGAGGCAUCGCUUCAUACAACGCUCAGUGCCUUGUUCCUAUGCCUUUGACACACAAGAAGUGUUAUUAUUGGCUGUUAAUAUGACAUGGUAUAACAUCUCAAAUGUGAGCUUGUUUUAGAGAAAUUAUCAGUUUAACAUCAAUCCCAAAGUAUAACACCAAAAAGGGAUCAACCAAGUGAGAAUGAGGUGAUGGAUUUGAUAGCUAAGUGAAAUAAAAUAUUUGUUGAAUUCUUUCUUUCAUACUUAGGCCUAUGGCACAUGAACACCAGUUCUUGUUCCUCUUUCCCAAAAUACUUCAUAUGGAUUUUUAACACUUUAGAGUCAGAGAUACUGUGCAGUUACAUAGUAUUUGAAUCUGUAGUUUCAAAUUACACUCCACUUUCAAAAGAAUAGUGUUUUCUUAAUUGCAUACAAAAGAAGAAACUUUAUCACAAGAUGUUUUCUUUUAAAGUAGUGGUUCGUUAUUUAACGCUAAUACAUUUUUGUGAAAGUACCAGUAUUAAGAAUAUGGCAGGUAGUGUUAACUAAUGAUCAAUAUUAAGCAUUUAGAACAGAGGAUUAUAAAUUUUAUAAGACCAUGAGACAGUUACCCCAAUAUUGGUAGUAAUGAUUUGUCAUCCUCUGUGUAGAUUUUAUGAACAUUUUUGCGUAAUUUGAAAUUCAUUAUUGAAGAGUAGUUUCACAUGUUGAGGAGAUAUAUUUCUUGCUUGAGAAAAUGAGUCAGUGUUGCUAUGAAAUAAGCCACGGAUGCAGUAUCUUUAGCUUGUGAAAUUAAACUCUGUGUUACUACGAUGUUGUACGUGGCACACAGCUCAUAUUGCUUCUUUCCUGGGUGCUAAUAAAAAUAAGGAAGAGCAUGGAAUUGGUUUCUUGGAUAUAAGCUUUAAUUUUUAUGGCUGAACAUUACAU
Molecule: messenger RNA, 5405 nt
Organism: Equus quagga
Lineage: Eukaryota; Metazoa; Chordata; Mammalia; Perissodactyla; Equidae
Gene: ANO5
Product: anoctamin 5
Exons: 22
Coding region: 1-3447 (1148 amino acids)
Biological process (GO): chloride transmembrane transport
Cellular component (GO): plasma membrane
Molecular function (GO): protein dimerization activity; chloride channel activity
Source: RefSeq, a predicted model, not a curated record